AGGAUCCCUACGGGGAAGAUAAAGAAAAAGAUGGAUAAGACACUAUUUUACAUUUUAUGUUUUGUAUGGAACCCAAUUCUGAUGAUUAGAAGUGUUUACACCUGUUCUAAAGAACGUCUAAAUGAUUUCUAGAUUAACCAGACAGUAGUUAGUAAGGGAAUCUGGUAAAAAGACAAAGCAGGCUGAUUGGUUGGAGGCUAUAUAUGAUCAUAAGUAAUACUGCUCAAUGUAGAAUAAGGUGGAACUUUAAUGUUUAUGCACUCAUUUACUAAAAAGAUAAAAAGACUAUCUGCUUUGAUAGCGUUCAGAUUAAACUGCUUCAGCUUCUACAACAUAUCAUAAUAAUCAUAUAUCAGUUAGAAAAGGCUUUCAAAGGAUAUGUUGGUCCUCAAAAUAAGGUCACUCUUGCUAUUUGAAUCUAGCAUGACCUUGGGACUUGAUGGAUAUCAUUAUAGGCUUGGUCCUAAGAUACUAACCUUGCUUUUAACAAAAUUAUUUCCUGAUCUAUGAUUCUAAUUUGGAAACAGCUCGUAGCAACAUCUGUAAAAGGAGUAGCAUCUCCUUCCUUUCCCAUUUGAGCAGCAACUUUCCCCAUGAUGCACUCAAUAAGCUGAUAAGAUUGUCAUCUGAGAAGAAAUUGCAUGUGGGUUCACAGUAAUAUCUGGAGUGAUUCAUUUGAUGGUCCAUGGCAUGUCUUCUUGUGUAUCUCAUUCCAACUGUUCUUUUUGGAUCACGGUUACAGCUAAACUUGUCUCCAACCUGAGGUAUCUGAACGGAUCCCAAUCUUUACUUUCACAAAUCUCAACCCUUCUGCAUUUGUUGUCACUGGAACCUGAAAAACCCCCAAAUGGUUGAAAUCAACUAUAAGAAUCCAAGAAAAGCACAAAUGUCAUGUACAGGGUAUGUCACUUCUUAAUGUGAUUGUAUAUUAUAUAACAAGGUUCUAUGAUUAGUUAGGUUCCAUGAAUUACACAUCAGAAAUCCUAUUUUGGAGUGGAGAAAUAGAGUGAAUUAUGAUAUAGCUUGCCUGGUCCGGAAUCCCUGUCCCACUGUGGCACAAGAUUGUGCUUGUGAUCAUGCCUUGUAUAGUGUGAAACUUGUCCCAGGGAUUCAUCUUGAGCAAUAGGCGAGGUCUUCUCCAUUAUAGUAUCCUCACUCAAAACUCUUGUACCCUGAUAUAGAAUAAUCUAUAGGUUUUAGAAAGAUUAAAUUUGGUCAAUCAUUUCUUAGUCCUAGCAGGACAGGAUACAGUAGCAGCACAUUCAUAAAUACUCACAGGGUGGGCAAGACCAUCAUCAUCCAAUUUUCGUAAGAACCUUGCCACAUGCCUGUAAAACAGCUGCUGCUGAGAUUGAUGUCCAACUAAGCUAAGUAUGGUUCGAGCUGUGUCUGGCUGUGGGAAAUCCUCUCUAAUAAGUCGUCUCAUCUUUUUUUUCCUGAUCCUUGGGAAACAUGGAGGAAUUAACAGGAUAAGAUAUUGAAAACUUAUUAAAGAUUUGCUACCAAUAUGAAAUGAAGAAUAGUGAUAAAAAGAAUCAUGAUCUUUUGAGGGUUGCUUCAUAGUGACAGAAUCUUCUUUGUUAUAUUCAGAAUUGCAAGCAAUGGCAACAAUCACAUUCUGUGGAAGAAUGAUGGCCAUGAAAAAUCUCAGAAGGACCAUCACCAAAAGUGAGGAAGAUAAAGGCACGUAGAAGUAGGUAUUUAAAAUGCCUGGAAGCUGCCUGAAGUGCAAAUGCCCUAUGGCACAAGAGGCUUUCUAGGAUAGUAGUGAACAUAGGCCAGUGCAUCCAUGAGUGAAGAGCUGAAGACCAAAUGAACUUAGUGGAUGAUAAAACACAAGAAGCAACAAAUAUGGAAACCUCAUAACCAUUAAUUGACAAGAACUAUAUUGGAAUAAGCCUCCUCUGUAUUCAGUCUCGCGAUCCUAGAAAUCAUGCAAAUCAUUGUGGUUUCUUUUUUUCCUUUUUGUGCCAAUAUAUUCUACAAAUAUGUUUGUAUAUAAGUUGAUGCCAGGCACUCUCUUGGGUUUCCCAGAGAAAGUUGAUAUCUCACAUCGAAUGGCGAAAGUUCUUGGUAUUAUGUAUGAUAAUUUCUCUUAAUUAAGUAAAUACGUUUUAAAGCUAUCAGGAUUUAUUGAGUAUAAAAUGAAAAAUAUUUAUACAAAAGGAGCAAACAUUACAAAUAAAAUCAAAGAAGGAAUAGGAUUGAUGUAUACAUAUUAGAAUAUUUGAACACCUAGCUAUGUGAAAACCCCAGCCGCACCCUUGUACUAUUCCUACCCCAUUCUCAAACCAACCUCCCUAUGUUAUCCCUUGCCAGCUAAUUCUCUCACUCCUAGCCAACUGGAAGAAAUAACACUUGCCACGUUUCCUCCAGCUGGAAAAUUUUAUAUUUUGACAAAAUAUCUACUUAUAAUAUUUAAAACCCGCCCAUAUGGUUUCACACACAUAUAGAAUAUAAUGACAAAGGUAUGUGGUACUAUUAUUUAAUAUCAAAGUUGGGUCGGUGGUCGCCCGCAAGACAGGUUCUCGGGGCCAAGUUCCCCAAGAGGCAGGCCACUAGGCCAUUGCACAAGUGGGUAGUUCAACUAAAUCGAUUACUCUUCACAAUGAUGCCGAGGCAUAUAUUUUUCAUGCAACUAACCCAAAAAUUUCCAUUUAGGAAGCACUGAUCUGGCUACACAUGUUGGUAGGAGGCAGAUAAUUUGCAUGAUUUCAUGAGUGAUCAAAGCAAUUUUCUCAGGAAAAUGCAAAGAAAAAUUAAACUAGUGUACUACCCCGUACCUGCCUUCCUAACACAUGCACACCUGGGCAGUCAGCCUAUAUGUAUCCUCUAUGGUUUUCCAUUUAAAUUCCCCCCCUAGAGGCGCCUUGCACUCCUUACUAUAGAGUAUAGACUCACUGAAGCUUAACCUUCAUGGCUAAGAUCAAGAGGAUCAUCACAACUCUACUAAGGCUCCUAGUCUUGUGUGCAGCCCUGUCUGCAACCAUUGUAAUGGUCACCAGCCGUGACUCUGCUGAGGUCUUGAACCUAUCAUUUGAUGCAAAGUAUACCAAUGCGCGGGCUUUCGUAUACUUUGCGAUCACGAAUGCAAUUGCAAGUGGAUACAGCUUCAUUGCCCUUUUUCUCUCUUUCUCAACUCCGCUUUGGCACUUAGUUUUCCUUCUUGAUGUGUUUAUGACUCUGCUGCUUACUUCAAGCAUUUCUGCGGCCUUGGCCAUAGCUGAUGUGGGCAAGAAAGGGAACAGUCAUGCUGGUUGGCUACCGGUUUGUGGACAAGUUCCUGAGUUUUGUGACCAUGUCACAGGAGCUCUUAUAGCCGGUUUCAGCGCUGCUGUACUUUAUUUGGUGCUUCUUCUUUUUUCCAUUCACGCUGUCCUCAACCCUAAACCUUAGACCAGUAUACGGUCCCCAGUAUGGAUCUAUCAUGUAAUAUGUUUGCUGAUGUUCAUGACUCAACUCGGUCCCAUAUCCGAUGAAGGAUAUAUAAACUAUAUAUUGCUCUUGUUAUCUGUUUGGAAACAUUGAAAAAGGUGGUCUUUUUUUUUCUUUUGCA
Molecule: messenger RNA, 3556 nt
Organism: Vitis riparia (riverbank grape)
Lineage: Eukaryota; Viridiplantae; Streptophyta; Magnoliopsida; Vitales; Vitaceae
Product: CASP-like protein 1C1
Exons: 3
Coding region: 2917-3396 (159 amino acids)
Source: RefSeq, a predicted model, not a curated record